Miscanthus lutarioriparius is the source of this 1233-nucleotide messenger RNA. The record is from the annotation of a GenBank genome assembly. Lineage: Eukaryota; Viridiplantae; Streptophyta; Magnoliopsida; Poales; Poaceae.
AUGGACAUCGACCUCGACCGGGCGCGCGCGCUUCGCGUCCUCGGCCGCGGCGCCAUGGGCACCGUGUUCCUCGUCGCGGAGGCGGGCCCCUCGGCCUCGCGCCCCAGCCGGUACGCCCUCAAGGUCUUCGACAAGCGCUCCGGCAGCAGCAAGCCCGACGCCGACCGCCGCGCGCGGUGGGAGAUCAACGUGCUGUCCCGCCUCGCGCACCCGCACCUCCCCUCCCUCCUCGGCUUCACCGAGACGGACGACCUCCUCGCGUGGGCCGUCCCGUACUGCUCCGGCGGCGACCUCAACGAGCUCCGCUACUCGCUCCCCGACCGCGUCUUCUCCCCCGCGGCCAUCCGCUUCUACAUUGCCGAGAUCGUCUCCGCGGUCGCCGAGCUCCACGCCGCGGGCGUCGUGUACCGCGACCUCAAGCCCGAGAACGUGCUCCUCCGCGCCGACGGCCACGUCACGCUCACCGACUUCGACCUGUCCCGCCUCCUCAAUCCCAGGCCAAGUCGUACUCCAACUCCAACUCCAAGCCCCUCAUCAGCCGUGGUCCGCGGCGGCGUCGCCGCGGCAGCAGCUCCAGAGCCUGGUCCGGUACAUCAUGGGCAGCGGCGGCGACGGAGCCGGGGUGGGCAGCAGGAAGAGCAAGUCGGCGCGGGUGUCGCCCGUGAGCCGGAAGCCCGCGAGCUUCGGCGGCUGCGGCUCGGGCGCGUCGGCCGCCGCCGCCGCGUGGGGCAAGUCCUACUCCUUCGUGGGCACGGAGGAGUACGUGGCGCCGGAGAUGGUGCGCGGCGAGGGCACUGCUUCGCCGUCGACUGGUGGGCCGUCGGCGUGCUGGUCUACGAGAUGGCGUUCGGGCGGACGCCGUUCAAGGGCAGAACCGCAAGGAGACGUUCCGGAACGUGCUGCAGAAGGAGCUCGAGUUCCCGGGCGACAGCUGCGACGGACACGGAGCUCGCAGACCUCAUCUCGGGCCUGCUGGAGCGGGACCCGAGGAGGAGGCUCGGGUACGCAGGCGGCGCCGACGAGAUCCGCGCCCACCCGUUCUUCGCCGGCGUGGCGUGGGACAUGCUCAUGGAGGUGUGCCGGCCGCCCUACAUCCCGCCGCCGGCCGACGAGGACCUCGCGGACGGCGCCGAGGGGUUCGACGUGAGGGGCCACUUCAAGGACCUUCACCAGCCACCGCCGACGAAGUCUGCGUCGGAGUCGUCCUCGUCGGACUUCUCGACGGAGUUCUGA